AUGAAGUCACUUAUCAGCAUGCUCGACGGCCUCCAAAUUGGAGUUCAGGGCCUGACCAAGGACUUGAAGUCGCGGGACAUGGAUGAGUUUACUGAUCUUGUCAACCAGCUCAUGAAAGACAUGAACAAAGUCGCGUCUACAUUUCAGGAACCGACUUCUGAGGAACCCAACGACGCAAACCUUCUUACGGACCAUCAAAAGCUUCUUGAGCUCACGGGAUUUGACGCCAAGCUUGCAUUCUCGGAAAUGGACCGCGAUGAGGCCUUCAAAUACCCCUGGAUGACAACCAGCAAAUGCGAGGAGCGCUUCAAGACGCUGGAACUCUCUAUUCAGUACUUCGCCGACCACGUCAUUGACGCUGGACCUAGCACGCACGCCUGCAUCGCACCAUUCACAAAGCUCGUUGUAAUGUUCAAGGGCAUUGUGAUGGAGUAUCUAAAGCUUCGCCAUCGUCGUAUUGUCAUGCAACUUGAUCCCGCUGUCAAACUCAAGGCGGAUGAUCUAGAUUCACAGAACCUAGGCAAUCCAGGUACACAGAACCUGGACAAGGAAGAGGUGCUGAGCUAUGUAUGCCGUCCGUUCUCGAUGCAGUUCAUUGCCGAUUGCCUUUACCGAUACUACCAAAAGACACUCCAGCGCGAGGCUAUUUCCGUCAAGCUCACUUGGGAGGGUAACAAAGGGGAGUGGGCCGCAAAGCGAGAGGAAUGGGCUGAUGCGCUGGUUCCGGAAUGGGAGAGCGGUGCUAUUCAGGUCAUCAUGAUUGAACCCAAGAAGCUACUCAACUCCCAUCUAAAUGCGAACCAGCUGUACGACGAGGAGCGUGACCUUCCUCCCCAUCCUCUUCUCCAGUGGUGCAAGCUUGAUUUGAUGGAUCGUGAAGCGGGUGUCUUGCAUUGGAGUCUUGGAGGCGUUGUUGCUUGGAGAUUCUAUGGGGAGGAUGAGUGGAUGGAUCGCUUUGGGCAUGUCAUUGAUGAAUGCGAGUAUAGAUGA
Messenger RNA from Fusarium musae, 990 nucleotides. RefSeq lists its product as uncharacterized. The transcript has a single exon. The record is from RefSeq and is a predicted model, not a curated record. NCBI's taxonomy places the organism in Eukaryota, Fungi, Ascomycota, Sordariomycetes, Hypocreales, Nectriaceae. The coding region runs from base 1 to 990 and encodes 329 amino acids.